AUGGGUCAAAAGAUCUCAGGGAGCAUCAAGUCUGUGGAUGUGCGGGAUCCACCUUACAGACCAGUCAAGCGAGAACUGAGGGGUCCAGACUUUUGCAAGCCUGCUCGAUUAGAUAUGCUGCUGGACAUGCCUAUGGCCACUUUGGACGUUCAGUAUAAACAUGCAUGGAAUAAUGAGGAUCGAUCUUUGAAUAUUUUUGUGAAAGAGGACGACCGACUGACGUUCCAUCGACACCCAGUUGCACAAAGUACAGACUGCAUUCGAGGGAAGGUUGGCUAUACAAGGGGCCUUCAUGUUUGGCAAAUUCAUUGGCCCACCAGGCAAAGAGGAACCCAUGCUGUUGUUGGGGUAGCAACUGCUGAUGCCCCUUUACAUUCUGUUGGAUAUACUUCACUGGUAGGAAGCAAUAGCGAGUCUUGGGGCUGGGACCUAGGACGAAAUAAACUCUAUCAUAACUGUAAAAACCAACCUGGUGUUACAUAUCCAGCCUUUUUAGAACCUGAUGAAUCAUUUGUACUCCCAGACUCCUUGCUGGUAGUGUUAGAUAUGGAUGAGGGGACACUUAGCCUCAUAGUUGAUGGACAAUAUUUAGGAGUUGCCUUCAGAGGACUCAAAGGGAAAAAACUUUAUCCUAUUGUUAGCGCUGUAUGGGGUCACUGUGAAAUUACAAUGCGAUACAUCAAUGGACUUGAUCGUAAGUAUUACAUUCACACUUCAUCUUGCUUAUGGCAAAUUUAUGUUUUACAGAGUUUUUAUUCUUUGACUUGUUAUGUGGUAUUUACUAUUUGGCUCAAUUACUGA
This is a messenger RNA of Staurois parvus, 801 nucleotides long. The record is from the annotation of a GenBank genome assembly. Lineage: Eukaryota; Metazoa; Chordata; Amphibia; Anura; Ranidae.